This is a messenger RNA of Dermacentor albipictus, 1615 nucleotides long. RefSeq lists its product as uncharacterized. Lineage: Eukaryota; Metazoa; Arthropoda; Arachnida; Ixodida; Ixodidae. The record is from RefSeq and is a predicted model, not a curated record.
CAAGUCAGCGAUAAAACGAUCGUUAUAUUGAUGUCCCGUCGUAAUCUAGAGUUACUCGAUUAGCAUUUGUUACUUCCGAAAGCUGCAGGAGAGACGUGACACAUAAAUAACCUCUGUAUAUCAAUGUUUAUAUUUUUCUCGGCUAUGUGAAAGUAAAAAUUUUUUUAAAGAGCUCCCCGUGACACUCUGCCUCCUUCCUCUAAAGAGCACACGCGUGUUGCCUGCCGUGCCCGCUUCACAAAGAAAGCCGUCUCAUCCGCAAUCGUGCCAUCAGUACAUUUUGCAGGGCUUGAAGCGGCGAAAACUACAUUUAUGGCAUCGACGACAUUUCACAUGUGCUGUUUUAUCUGGACUGUGCUGUGCUGUUUGCAAGUACACGCAUUUGAAGCCGGCAAAGUGGCCUUUUCAAGGUAUACCUGUCAGUACGGACGGUAUUUCUUUCAAAGUCAGUAUAUAUUACAUGAUGAGUGCAAACGAGCGACAUGCUAUAUAUCUGACAGGAAGCUUACCAUUGAAGAGUGCGCGCCUACUGCCUCGGAUGAUAGCCCAUGCAGCUCAAGAAGCCAGUUCGAGAAGCUGACAUUUCCAUUCUGUUGCAAAUCACGCGCUUGUCGAGGGAACAGGACCAUCAUCAAGGGGAUUAUUACGCACUACGGCACAGAAGGAGCUCCAGCAUUUUCAGAUGAUGUUUUUUAUGUGGAGCCAACCGGGAGAUGGAGUGCUCAUAUGAAAUAUAUUCUUGGCGCUUGUAAGAAUGGCAUUUGUAGGUACAGAAAGCAAAGAGUUGUUCAUGAAACUAAGCUGACCACACCGUGUGUAAGUGCAAGAACGUAUCAGGGAACAGACUACAUAGGAGUUGAAGAGUGCCCGACGUUUCCAGAAGGCAAUCAGAAAUGCGUCAAAUUGAAUAAUGGCAACCCAAUGAAUAGAUACCCUUAUUGCUGCCCUGAGUACAUGUGUCCUCCAAGAGGGCGUGAGCAAAGGAACACGACACAUACAGAGAAGGCGGUGAUGUACAAGGGGAUGUGUAAAUAUGGCGGCAAUGUCUUCAAACACGAUUUUUCUACCGUGGAACCUUGUCGCACCGCAUUGUGUGACUUACAGCGUCGUUGGGUCACAGUGAUAACGUGCUUACACAACGAGGACCUGAAGUGGACAGGGUGCAAAGCAGUGAGCCCAGUGAAAUGGCGGCACGGAAACCAUCCUGUAUGUUGCCCGGACUACAUGUGUCCAGAUAUGAAAGUCGACAGACUGCCUGAGCCGGAGACAUUUGAAACAGAAUAUAAAAUAGAUGUUUGCAUAUUUAGAGGAAGAUAUUUUAGGAAGAACCUAUCAACUUCAGAUACAUGCGAGCUAUGGACUUGCGACGUCAAGAAAGCUAAAGUUAGAGUGUACGGAUGCCAGAAAUACGGGCAAGACAUUGAGCCAGGCUGUACACUGGAAGUGAAAAAUCCACAGAAGCCUUACCCAGACUGCUGCAAAAGGAAAGUUUGCCGGCAUUAUUUUUCCACCUCUUAUCCUGGCUCGUACAUUGCCCCGUCUCCACUGUAGAUAUUUCCUUUACUAUCCUUCAAUCAUAGUUCUGUAGUGCGAACAAUGCUUACAAUAAAAACAA